Funneliformis caledonium is the source of this 1737-nucleotide messenger RNA. The record is from the annotation of a GenBank genome assembly. Lineage: Eukaryota; Fungi; Glomeromycota; Glomeromycetes; Glomerales; Glomeraceae.
AUGGAGGAAUACGUUAAAAUACUGCAAGAAAUGAUUCUUGAUGAUGACUUUAUAGUCAUAAAAUUUUUCAGGAGAAUUGAUUGCGCAUUUUCUCAAAAGGAUCAGGCAAAAGAAUGUUUUCGAGAGGCAUUAAAAAUCCUUGCCUCAAAGGAUGAUGAGUACUCGCGAAAGGCUAAAAACCUUCUAGGUAACUUUGAUAAUUACACGAACUCCUAUUCUGUAAGGCAAUAUUGGGACGGCCUCAAAAUACGUGAAGAACGAGACAAAACACGCACUGAUCAAUUUCUUUUAGAAGAAAAAAAGGAACAACAUCUUUGUCUCAUUGACUCUAAUGUGAUUACCGAGCAUAACCAAUCAAGCAAUAGAUUAACGUUAGAAUCAUCAGAAUCAUCAGAAUCAGACGUAUCAGCCACGUCCAAACAAAAUCGGUAUACUUUGAGGCGAAAAAGAAGCCUAGAUAUUGAUGAAGAACAAAUUAUGAAAAAGGUUAAUCGUGGUUAUGACACUACACCAUGCCCACGUAGUCCAGAUUCGUGUCUUCCAAGAAACAAUUCCGGUAACGAUGAACCUGUUGAUAUUAUCGUAAUCUCUGAUGAUGAACCUACUGACGAUAAAGCUACUAACGAUGAAGCUACUGACGAUGAAGCUACUGACGAUGAAGCUACUGAUGAUAAAGCUAAAGAUUACAGGAUAAAAAGCAAAGAUCAAUGGAAAGUUGGUAAUAUUGAUGUCACGGAAAAGUUUAGACAAUAUCAACAUAACCUUCUGCACGAUGUAAAAUACGGUAUUAAAGUUUUAACAUGGAAGGAUAUUUUUGAUGUAUUAGCCUUGGGAUCAAUCAUUGUUCUCGAUUGGCCCUGCCCGUAUAAUGUUUUUUCAUCUGACGAAUGGCUUGCAAUAACAAAUAAUAAUCCUUUUAAAUUGACAGAGCCGGUGUUAAAUAAUAAUUUAACAUCGUUAUUAUACGAUGCAACUUCUAAAGCAUCAUUAGGAUUAACAACCAACUUUAGAAAUACAAAUUGUAACGAUAGACAUAGCCAAUUAGCUAAACGAAUUUUUUGUGACUUAGUUGACGAUGUUCCAGUUAUAGUUCCACGCAGAACAUCCGAAGACGAACAUAGGUUUCAAUUCCUAGAUCCAUUCCUUAAACCUAUAUUUGGUGGACCAUAUAAAAACUAUAAUCUGAGAUUUAAUCGUAUUGUCUAUGGGACCCAAAAGAGACCAGACUUUUCUUGCAUUGUAGACGAAGUACCAAUUCUCAACUCGGAGGUAAAACCAAUUGGAUACACACGACUACAAAAAGAUAAGGAUUACAUUAAAGUAAAUCUUCGGGCAAAAAAGACAAUAAAUAUUUUAAUCAAGAAUGGAGGCGUCACUGAUCAAACGGCAUUUUUAUUAACAUGGGUAUAUAUCAUGAAAUUUUCUAUCAUUUAUUUUCGUUAUAUUCACAAUCGUUCAUUUGAAAUUUUAGGUAAAACCGUAGAAUCAUUCAUCAUGGAUCUUGAGUAUGAAGGCAUAUACCGAUCCUGGCCUUUUCUGAAAAGUGAUCUCGUAAUCGAUAGACAGACACUUCCUCUUCUUACUUCAACGUUUUCUCACUUUGUCGCUUUAGAGAGGCAUGUCAAUAGUCUGGCGAGAGAUUAUAAAGGUCGACCACGGUCAUCAAAACCAGUAAAGAAAGAUAAAUUUAUUAGAGAUCUACCUGAUUCUCCUCAAUUGAAACGGCUAUUAAAAUGA